Molecule: messenger RNA, 442 nt
Organism: Andrographis paniculata
Lineage: Eukaryota; Viridiplantae; Streptophyta; Magnoliopsida; Lamiales; Acanthaceae
Product: gibberellin-regulated protein 11-like
Exons: 3
Coding region: 16-309 (97 amino acids)
Source: RefSeq, a predicted model, not a curated record
AUUUCUUUAACAGCUAUGACAAAGUCUUUCAUUCUCGUCUUCUUUUUUGUCGUCGUAUUCUUUGCUGUCGCAACUCAACCAUAUUCGAUGGGCUUGGGACAUCGGCUGCAGGAUGCAAACAAUAUAGAUUGCGGGAAGGAGUGUGGGAGAAGAUGCAGCUUGUCGUCGAGGCCAAAAGUGUGCGUGAGAGGGUGCACGAUGUGCUGCGCGAGGUGCAACUGUGUGCCGCCGGGAACUUCUGGUAACGAGAAUAUCUGCCCCUGCUAUGCCGAUAUGACUGCCCAUGGCGGCCGGAAAAAGUGUCCUUAGUUGUCGAAUUAUAAUUAUAAUAAUAAUAAUAAUAAAUAAAUAACAAUAAUAAUAAUAGUAAUCUUGGUUGAAAGAUAUUGAUCAAAUGAUGCAAGAAAACGAGAGGUGAUAAUUCACUGAGGAUGGAAAGUAA